This is a messenger RNA of Pelmatolapia mariae (spotted tilapia), 1683 nucleotides long. RefSeq lists its product as uncharacterized. The transcript has 7 exons. Bases 1 to 1683 code for a protein of 560 amino acids. Lineage: Eukaryota; Metazoa; Chordata; Actinopteri; Cichliformes; Cichlidae. The record is from RefSeq and is a predicted model, not a curated record. Gene Ontology annotation, cellular component: membrane. Gene Ontology annotation, molecular function: G protein-coupled purinergic nucleotide receptor activity. Gene Ontology annotation, biological process: G protein-coupled receptor signaling pathway.
AUGGGGCCCAGCCAGGCACAGCCCGAAGAGGAGAAAUGGGCCCAUCCUCCCGCAGGCCCACCACCCACAGGAGGCACUAUAGGGGUCGGGUGCAUCGUGUGCCUGGCAGUGGCCAGGAGCAGAGGCCCUGGCGGACUCAUCCCGAGCUGCCAAGACUGGGUCGGGGAAUGGGCCCUGACUGUCAUCUGUGCUUAUGCGCCGAGUGGCAGCACCCCCCGCAGGGACUCUAAGAGUCCCUGCGGGGGGUGCUGGAAGGUGCUCCACCUGGAGACUCUGUUGUCCUGCUGGGAGAUUUCAAUGCUCACAGCUUCAACAGGAUUCCAAGGAAGACUGGGGGACAUUGAGUCCGAAUGGACCAUGUUCAGUGUCUCCAUUGCUGAAGCUCCUGCAUUGAGCUGCGGCCGCAAGGUGGUUGGCGCCUGCCGUGGUGGCCACCAGGCUGAAGAAGGAGUCUUGUCGGGCUUGGUUAGCCUGUGGGACUCCGGAGGCCUGGAACUGGAACGGUUCGCAGCCGAGUCUGAAGCAGUGGGAAUGAGGAUCAGCACCUCCAAAUCUGAGGCCAUGGUUCUCAGCCGGAAAAGGGUGGAGUGCCCACUCCGGGUCUGGGAUGAGUACCUGCCCCAAGUGGAGGAGUUCAAGUAUCUCAGGGUCUUGUUCGCGAGUGAUGGGAGAAGGGAGCCGGAGAUUGACAGACGGAUUGGGGCUGCGGCUGCAGUGAUGCGAAAGCUGCAUCGGUCCGUCGUGGUGAAGAAGGAGCUGAGUACCUGUGAUCCAGUUGUCCCAUCAGUCAACCCGUUCUUUGUAUUGGUCUACAGUCUGGUGUUUCUGGUAGGUUUACUCCUCAAUGGCUUCAUCCUAAAGUUUUACAUUGGUCAAGCUCAGCAGCAGGCAUCAAACAGUUUGAUGGUCUACCUGAAGAACCUGACAGCUGCUGACUUCUUGCUCUGCCUUUCCCUGCCACUGCGUAUCGCCCACUAUGGUAGCAAGUCAUUCAUCAUUCAAAAGGUCUACUGCAGCUUUGGAGCUUCUGCCUUCUACAUGAACAUGUAUGCCAGCAUCAUAUUCAUGUGUUAUAUCGCUGCCAACAGGUAUCUGAAAAUCGUCCAUCCUUCAGGAACUCAUGUCCUGCAGUCAGUGCGAACUGCGCACAUCAUCUCCAUGGUCACCUGGGUUUGUCUGCUGGCUCCAUCAGUUACUUAUAGCAUCCUCUUUUUCAUCACCCAGAAACCCCUGACUUUUACCCCAAGCCGAUGUUGGCCCCUCUUCAGUGCAUCAAUCAGCCUAUUCUUCAAAAUCCUCCACACCGUCUGUGCCAUCAUCUUCCUCUUGGUUUUCAUGUCCCUGGUCUUCUUCUACCACGGCAUCUCCCACAGGGUGUUGCAGGCACAGCAGACACAGCUGGCAUCCUCCAAUGCUGAGAAGCUGGUGAAGUCUCGCAGGAACAUGUUGGUGCUGGUCAGCAUCUUCUGUGUUUGUUUUGUCCCCUAUAAUCUGGUUCGUCUUCCUGCCACUUUUCUGUGGACCAGUUGUUCUGCGGGUCCAGUAUUGUUCUACUUGGAGGAGGUGGCCACCAUGGUGUCAGUUUUCAACAUCUGUCUGGACCCUUUUGUUUACUUUUUUCUCUGUAAGUCUUUUUGGGAUCAGGUGAGCCAGGGGAUUGUAUCAGUGGGGACCAACAUCUAA